AUGGAGAUAAACUCUGGUAUUAAUCCCAACCUGGAGAUAAACUCUGGUAUCAAUCCCAACCUGGAGAUAAACUCUGGUAUUAAUCCCAACCUGGAGAUAAACUCUGGUAUUAAUCCCAACCUGGAGAUAAACUCUGGUAUUAAUCCCAACCUGGAGAUAAACUCUGGUAUUAAUCCCAACCUGGAGAUAAACUCUGGUAUUAAUCCCAACCUGGAGAUAAACUCUGGUAUCAAUCCCAACCUGGAGAUAAACUCUGGUAUCAAUCCCAACCUGGAGAUAAACUCUGGUAUCAAUCCCAACCUGGAGAUAAACUCUGGUAUUAAUCCCAACCUGGAGAUAAACUCUGGUAUUAAUCCCAACCUGGAGAUAAACUCUGGUAUCAAUCCCAAUCUGGAGAUAAACUCUGGUAUCAAUCCCAACCUGGAGAUAAACUCAGGUAUUAAUCCCAACCUGGAGAUAAACUCUGGUAUUAAUCCCAACCUGGAGAUAAACUCUGGUAUUAAUCCCAACCUGGAGAUAAACUCUGGUAUCAAUCCCAACCUGGAGAUAAACUCUGGUAUUAAUCCCAACCUGGAGAUAAACUCUGGUAUUAAUCCCAACCUGGAGAUAAACUCUGGUAUUAAUCCCAACCUGGAGAUAAACUCUGGUAUUAAUCCCAACCUGGAGAUAAACUCUGGCAUUAAUCCCAACCUGGAGAUAAACUCUGGCAUUAAUCCCAACCUGGAGAUAAACUCUGGUAUUAAUCCCAACCUGGAGAUAAACUCUGGUAUUAAUCCCAACCUGGAGAUGAACUCUGGUAUUAAUCCCAACCUGGAGAUAAACUCUGGUAUUAAUCCCAACCUGGAGAUGAGCUCUGGUAUUAAUCCCAACCUGGAGAUAAACUCUGGUAUUAAUCCCAACCUGGAGAUAAACUCUGGUAUUAAUCCCAACCUGGAGAUGAACUCUGGUAUUAAUCCCAACCUGGAGAUAAACUGGUAUCAAUCCCAACCUGGAGAUAAACUGAUAAACUCUGGUAUUAAUCCCAACCUGGAGAUAAACUCUGGUAUUAAUCCCAACCUGGAGAUAAACUCUGGUAUUCAUCCCAACCUGGAGUUUAACUCUGGUAUUCAUCCCAACCUGGAGAUAAUCUCUGGUAUUAAUCCCAACCUGGAGAUAAACUCUGGUAUUAAUCCCAACCUGGAGAUAAACUCUGGUAUUAAUCCCAACCUGGAGAUGAACUCUGGUAUUAAUCCCAACCUGGAGAUAAACUCUGGUAUUAAUCCCAACCUGGAGAUAAACUCUGGUAUUAAUCCCAACCUGGAGAUAAACUGCACAGAGCCACACGUUCUGUCCACUCUGGACUCUGUCUCGUUGAUGUACCCGUUCUUCUACCGACCCAUGUUUCAGGUCCUCGAGGAUGGAUGGAAGUCUUUCCUACCAGAGGAUGCUUUCAAAGACCUAGAGUCCAUG
This is a messenger RNA of Salvelinus namaycush (lake trout), 1449 nucleotides long. RefSeq lists its product as uncharacterized. The annotation marks the transcript as partial. Lineage: Eukaryota; Metazoa; Chordata; Actinopteri; Salmoniformes; Salmonidae. The transcript has 4 exons. The record is from RefSeq and is a predicted model, not a curated record.